This is a messenger RNA of Cornus florida, 5581 nucleotides long. Its product is annotated as pentatricopeptide repeat-containing protein At3g58590. Gene Ontology annotation, molecular function: protein binding; RNA binding. The record is from RefSeq and is a predicted model, not a curated record. The coding region runs from base 220 to 2634 and encodes 804 amino acids. Lineage: Eukaryota; Viridiplantae; Streptophyta; Magnoliopsida; Cornales; Cornaceae. Gene Ontology annotation, biological process: RNA modification. The transcript is spliced from 2 exons.
CCAAAAGCCAACUCAUAGAUAUUUGCUGUUAUGACAAAUACUGUCAACCAAUAACAACAUGACAGAAAAGUAAACAUUCCAACACAAAUGUAGAUGAUUCAGCCAUAAUUCUAUGGCAAAACAAGCAGCUCCAAAUCCUAGCUCUCUUUUUUCCAAUUUUCAGUUUUACACACCCUAAAAUCACUAGUGUUUAGUGCACUAGUGUUUUUCCGAGUCUGCAUGAGAAAGGCAGCUUCGGUUGCUUCAAAGUCUGUACAGUUCUUCAACUUGACCCAUAGUUUCUCUUCUUCCCAGCAACUUCUAUUAUCAAUCUCCAUUCGAGACUACCGUCAUUUCCAUGGCACACUCCUCCCUCGGCCCUUCAAUGGAGAAAUCAAUCAUCAACUGCUCGUGCAACUACUCCAUGAAUUCUCAAGGGAACGAUCACUUGAUGCAACUAAAUCAAUCCACGCACUCACCAUUACAUUGGGUUCGAGUUCGCCCCAAUCCAUCUUCCUCAACAAUAAUAUCAUGUCUGUAUACGAAUCGCUUGGAGAAUUAUCGUUUGCUCGUAAACUAUUUGACGAAAUGCCACAGCGAAACGUGGUGUCAUACAAUACGAUGAUUUGUGCUUAUAGUCGUCAUGGGAAUGUAGACGAUGCUUGGAAGCUGUUAUUGGAGAUGAGGGCCAUUGGAUUUGAGCCAACCCAGUUCACAUUCGGUGGGCUCUUGUCGUGUGCUUCUUUGGAUCUCCGUCGAGGAUUUAUGUUGCAAGCAAUGAUUAUGAAGACUGGGUUGAUGUGUGCUGAUGCGUUUGCGGGGACUGCAUUGUUUGGUCUGUUCUCUAGACAUGGGUGCUUUGAUGAGGCUCUUCGAAGUUUUGAAGAGAUGCCUCUAAAGAACUUGGUGACAUGGAAUUCAAUGAUAUCUUUGUUUGGGCAUCAUGGGUUAGCUGAAGAUUGUAUUCUCUUGUUCCGCGAGCUCAUGAGAACAGAAGUGGUCUUGUCUGAAUAUUCUUUUGUGGGUGUUUUAUCUGGAUUUGUGUUGGAGCAAGACCUUGAAUCUGGAGAACAGAUACAUGGGUUAGUGAUUAAAAGAGCAUUGGAAUAUGAAGUGUCAGUUGUGAAUUCACUUAUCAAUAUGUAUGUGAAGUGCUCAGGCACUUGCUUAGCGGAAAAACUGUUUGAGGAAGUGCCUGUUCGGGAUAUUGUGUCAUGGAAUACAGUCAUUGGAGCUCUGGCAAAGAGUGAUAGACCAGGCAAAGCAUUAGAGCUCUUCUUGGAAAUGUGUGUGAAUGGAGUUUUACCUAACCAGACUACAUUUGUUAGUGCUAUUAACUCGUGUACCAGUUUGCAUGUUCCAAUGCAUGGAGAAGUCAUCCAUGCUAAAAUAAUCAAGAACAUGUAUGAAUCUGAUGUAUUUGUUGGAAGUGCAUUAGUUGAUUUAUAUUCUAAAUGUGAUAAGUUGGAAGAGGCACGUCACUCUUUUGAUGAAAUAUAUGACAAGAAUUUGGUUUCCUGGAAUGCUUUGAUUAUGGGUUACUCGAAGAAAUGCCCUUCUACUUCUGUUUCACUCCUGCGAGAAAUGAUUCAAUUGGAUUAUUGCCCCAAUGAGUUUACAUUCUCUACCAUACUAAAAUCAUCCUUCAUCUUAGAGCUGAAGCAGCUUCAUUCUUUGAUAAUAAAAAUGGGUUACCAACAGAAUGAGUAUGUAUUAAGCUCUCUCAUUUCCUCGUAUGCCAAAAGUGGUCAGAUAUCUGAUGCCUUGGUAUUUGUUGCUGCUACUAACGAACCACUUCCUGUCGUCCCCUCUAAUAUAAUUGCUGGAAUUUAUAACAGAACUGGCCAGUAUCAUAGUACUCAAGAAUUGUUUGCAGUUCUUGAGGAACCCGACAUCGUAUCUUGGAACAUAUUGAUUGCAGCUUGUUCUCGCAAUGGUGAUUACAAGGAGGUUUAUGAUCUUUUCACGGAAAUGCAGAUGGCUCAAAUCUACCCUGACAAUUACACAUACGUUAGUCUCCUGAGUGUUUGCACUAAACUUUGCAACCUUGCUUUGGGUAGUUCUCUACAUGGCCUUAUCAUAAAGACUGAUUUUAAUUGCUGUGACAUAUUUGUCUGCAAUGUAAUGAUAGACAUGUAUGGGAAAUGUGGGAGCCUAGAGAGCUCAGUCAAAGUCUUCAAUGAGAUGUUGAAUAAAAAUCUAAUCUCGUGGACUGCUCUAAUUUCAGCCCUUGGACUCCAUGGACUUGCAGCUGAGGCAUUGGAAAGGUUCCAAGAAAUGGAGGCUAUAGGGUUUAAGCCAGAUGGGGUUGCUUUCAUUGCUGUGCUUUCAGCAUGCAGACAUGGUGGGUUAGUGAAGGAAGGGAAGGAAUUGUUUGGGCAAAUGAAGAGAAAUUAUGGGGUUGAACCAAACAUGGAUCACUAUCAUCUUGUGGUGGACUUACUGGCUAAAUAUGGAAAUCUCAAGGAAGCAGAGCAAUUAAUUGAUGACAUGCCAUUCCCACCAAAUGCCUUAAUAUGGCGUAGUUUCCUCCAAGGCUGCAAGAAACCACGUAUUGAAGAGAAUCUAGCUGUAAAACAUGUAAACUAUUCUCACACGCAUGCCCCCACUGGGGCUGAACCUUCAACCUCCCCUUUGGAGAGGUGGAGGACAUAAUGCUCAAGCCUAGGCUUUGGUGGUAGAUGGUAUCUCAAGUUGCGGGCUGAAAUUGGACGAGAAUACGGGGAUUAAGGAGAAUAAUACUCAUUUGAACUUUUUCAUCAUAGUGGCAUAGUAGUUGACAAGGAAUGAAGCAGAAAGCAAACAGAAUAUGAGGAAAUAGAUGGAGAAUUAUCUAAUUAUAUACUAUUUAAGAUAUAAGUUCUUCCUUUUCAUUGACAAGGUAUGAUUAAGUAUUAUGCAGUGGUUACAGUAGUUAACAAGGAUUGAAGAUGCAAGCAAACAAUAUCUGAUGGAAUCAAUGGAGCAAUAUCUGAUUUGAUACAUGAGAGCUAUAUUCUGUGCUUUUGUCAACAAGGUAUGAUUAACAUUGGAUCUGUUCAACACAAAUUGCUGAUAAAUGAAAUCAAUUUUGAUUCCUGAUGUUUAUACAUUUGCUUCAUAAAUGGAUAAUGAGACCUUAUUUUCCUGCAAAUGUUGUAUAAGAGUUAUGUUGCAGGCUUACUGAUUGUGAUUCAUGUAGUAUUUUGUAUUUAUUAUUUAGAUUUUUGGAGAGUAACCUGUUAAUUUAUUGUUGAAGUAACAACUUAGGGAAAAUAACUGUCGUCGUAAUAAAUUGCAUCUGAUUUUUAUUUUUAUUUUUUACUUUUUCUGUGUUUUAUCUGCCUUUAAAGCUCCUGAAAGUUUUAAUCCUUCACAUUAAAAUGACCUGAACUUUUCUGAGAACUUAACCUCUUGAUUUUAACAUGAACGUGUAUUUAUAUUUGGCUCAACAUGUGUGGUACAUUCAUGUUUGUGCUGACUUCUUGUACACUUCUGAGUUUGUUGUAAAACAUUGCUUGAUUCUCAUCAUUUGGCUUUGGGGCCUCGGCUGUUCUUGGUUGCUAUUCUGAUAAUGGUUCUGGUCCUAAACUAGUUUUUGCAUGCAACUAUUUCUUUAAGAGCAAAAUCAGGUAUUGAAGACAUAUCUGUCCUCACCAAGAAAUUAAUUGUAACAAUCUAUUGUGCUUAAAUUUUAAUGUUUUAUUUUUAAUUGUUAUUAAUGCUUCGAUUUAUGGGUCCUAGAAAUAAAAUGUCAUAGUUUCUGCAUCAUCUGAUACACAGAAAUAUGCAUUUAAAUUGCGAGUUCAUAACUUCUUCAUUGGAGAAAAAUUAAUGUCCCUUGUGAUUCCAUUUAAACCGCCGCAUGAACAAAUAUUUGUAGUUAAAUUCUUCUAAAGAAAGUGACAGACUAAAAUCUUAAUUAAUUUCUCUCGAUGCACUUUGGGACAAGAACAGGGUACUUAAUAUAACAUUGAACUUCAUCUUUUCAUAUGAAUAUUGGAUACGAUUAAAGUUUACUCUUCAAAAUCUAAAUUUUGAUAAUUCUUAAUGGAUAGAGAGAGAAUCAUUUCGGUUGUGUUUGUCCUUCAACUUUUAUUUCCACUAGAAAAACCUCGUACCUUUCCUAAAAAAAUUUCCUUAAAGGGAACUUACUAAGAUUCUCCACUUGUAAUAAAUUAAUAAACAUGAAUCCAACAAUGUCAUUCAGCAUGCUAAGUUUCCUUUUUCAGUUCAUCAUCAUCUUCUUCUGCCCUUUAUUUUUUCUCCCUGUGGACCAUUAGGUAAAUGACUUCUGAAUAUCCCUUGUGGAAAAGUCAUUUGUUUGCGGCUAUUUGAGUUGAAAUAGAGCAGGGUUGAUUAAAUAUCACAUGAGAUGCUUUUGUAUAUUUGUAGACUAACAAACAUAAGGUUAUGGAUGAAUUUUUUUUUUAAUUCAAGGUUUAAUUGCCAUUUGAGAAUGUUUAAUUAAAGCAAAAGAUGACUCAAACAUAUGAUAAACCCCAUAACUGCCAUCACGGAGAAUGAUCAUAGCACUCUUUCGAACAACAAAGUCAUGUCCUCUCUAAUUUGGCUAAAAUUGCAUCAUGAACUACACCACAUAAAUUUCAGUGAUGUUCUCAUUUUCCUUCGUUGAUUACUUGUCAGGGAUGUGAACAGAACAUAAGAUUAUAUUUUCAACAUUAAGCUUCAUUGUUGACACAAUUAUAUAAUGUAUUUGAUGUAAACUUUGACGCUUUAAGGUUUUAGCAAUCCAUUUUAUAAAUUUGUUCCCACAAUCAUUCCCUGCCAUCACUAACACAAUAUUUAUCCAAUGAGUUAAUACUAAACAUUGCAACCUUGACAAUUACACAUAUGUUAGUCUCCUGAGUGUUUGCACUAAACUUUGCAACCUUGCUUUGGGUAGUUCUCUUCAUGGCCUUAUCAUAAAGACUGAUAUUAAUUGCUGUGACAUAUUUGUCUGCAACGUAAUGAUAGCCAUGUAUGGGAAAUGUGGGAGCCUAGUGUGCUCAUUUAAAAUAUUCAUUGAGAUGAUGAAUGCAUAUCUAAUCUCAUGGACUGCUCUAAAUUUCUGCCCUUGGGCUCCAUGGACUUGCAACCGAGUCCUUGGAAAGGUUCCAAGAAAUGGAGGUGAUGGGGUUUAAGCCAGAUGGUGUUGCUGUCUGUCCCUUCGGCAUGCAGACAUGGUCGAUUAUUGAAGGAAGAGAAAUUAUGGGGUUGAACCAGACACGGAUCACUAUCUUCUUGUGGUGGAUUAGUUGGCAAAAUAUCGGCAUCUCAAGGAAGCUGAGCAAUUAAUUGAUGACAUGCUAUUCCCGCCAAAUGCUUUAAUAUGACGUAGUUUCCUCCAAGGCUUCAAGAGACUGCGAACUGAAGAGAAUCUAGCUGUAAAACAUGUGAACUUGUGAUCAAAUCUUUGAAUUGAUAUUUUCAUUUGUCUUAAUGACUAUUAAUGUUUUUCUAUAAGACUCGUAGAAAAUUCUUUCAUUCUUGGAUGAUAAAAUACUUGUGAUAAAAUAUUUUAAAUGCCGGUUUAUCAGCUCUAUUUUAUGUGAGAAGAAGAGCAGUUAGGGACAUUCUGUUGUUGCUUAUAUAUAAAAUACACGAACAUUUCAUGGUUUUC